CCUGACAUUAUUCUCCCAUCUCUUACGGAUAUUUAUACAUUUUUUUUGUAACCACGGCUUUAAAGGUGGACAACGUUUUUUCCUCUAUAUCCCUGCAUUUCUUCAAGAAAGAAAUGGAAGAGGGCUCCAGUUCCCCGGUCUCCCCUGUGGAUAGUCUGGUGACCAGCGAGGAGGAGCUGGACAGACAGCAAAAACGCUUCGUGAGGAAGAAGAGACAGAGCAAAAAGUCCGGCGAGGACAGCAGUGGCAGCAGCCCGGGGCCGGUGAAACGGGGCAAAAAACAAAGUCCGAGCAGCACUCAGUCAUACGAGGAGCUUCAGAACCAGCGGGUCCUGGCCAAUGUCCGGGAGAGGCAACGGACUCAGUCUCUGAACGAGGCCUUUGCGUCUUUGCGCAAAAUUAUCCCCACUCUGCCAUCGGACAAACUCAGCAAGAUACAGACGCUGAAGCUGGCCUCCAGAUACAUUGAUUUUCUCUGUCAGGUGCUGCAGAGCGACGAGAUGGACAACAAGAUGUCCAGCUGCAGCUACGUUGCGCACGAAAGACUCAGUUACGCGUUCUCCGUGUGGAGGAUGGAGGGAGCUUGGUCUAUGUCAGCAUCUCACUAGCACCCAGAGACCUUCACUUACAAUGCCAAAGCGACUGUUUACUUUUAC
Scomber japonicus (chub mackerel) is the source of this 656-nucleotide messenger RNA. RefSeq names its product twist2 (gene twist2). Gene Ontology annotation, molecular function: RNA polymerase II transcription regulatory region sequence-specific DNA binding; protein dimerization activity; DNA-binding transcription factor activity, RNA polymerase II-specific. Lineage: Eukaryota; Metazoa; Chordata; Actinopteri; Scombriformes; Scombridae. Gene Ontology annotation, biological process: developmental process; regulation of transcription by RNA polymerase II. Bases 114 to 608 code for a protein of 164 amino acids. The transcript has 2 exons. The record is from RefSeq and is a predicted model, not a curated record.